Erpetoichthys calabaricus (reedfish) is the source of this 8447-nucleotide messenger RNA. Its product is annotated as protein unc-13 homolog C-like. Gene Ontology annotation, molecular function: diacylglycerol binding; calmodulin binding; syntaxin-1 binding. Gene Ontology annotation, cellular component: plasma membrane; synaptic vesicle membrane; presynaptic active zone cytoplasmic component. The coding region runs from base 630 to 7298 and encodes 2222 amino acids. NCBI's taxonomy places the organism in Eukaryota, Metazoa, Chordata, Cladistia, Polypteriformes, Polypteridae. Gene Ontology annotation, biological process: presynaptic dense core vesicle exocytosis; neuromuscular junction development; synaptic vesicle maturation. The transcript has 32 exons. The record is from RefSeq and is a predicted model, not a curated record.
GAAACGGUGGGGCUUUCUUUGUUUUGGGGGAAUUCACCCUUCUGAAUUUUGAGAGAGAGAGAGACAGUGAAAGCAGGGAGAAAAAGAAAUUAACACCGCAGGCUCACCGAAUGCCGCUUGCAGAUUCCUCUUAUCACUAGGAAGAGAGUUCACGGUGUCUUGCUCCAUUUCGUGGCUGAGAGGAGAAUGUGGAAUUUCCUUGGGUGCUUCAGUUUUACGAGCUUGCCCUAAUUUUGCCUGCUUUUCUCUAUUGGUGGCUACAAUGAGUUUGCCUCUACCUUGCCUUUGGAUUAUUUUGUGCCAUUGAGGAGUCCCCCCGCCGUCAGAAUGAAUUAAAACGAUGCACUGAUCUUCCUCCAUUGUAGAAUAAUGUGGUUAGUCCUAAGGAAAGCCACUGGAAUUUACAGUCUUGCUGGUCCUCCACAAGGAUAUAGAAGUUCUACACAAUGGCAAAAGACAAAUUAGUUGAAACGAUCGAUACGUGACUUGUUCUGUCUUUAAAAGCAGACCGCCAAGUCGUUUCUCGGGAUGCCAGUGCUGCCAGCUGGAUGCUCAAGCCGGCAGCUCUUCUUAAACCUGGAGUCUUCUUGGAGUGCAUUUUUUGAAGAGUUCCGCGAACAUCGCUAUCCAUGGUGUCUGCCCUUCUCAAACGACUUCCGUCUUACAUACUGAAGCUUUGCAAAGGAAUGUUCACAAAGAAAUUGGUCACUACGACGAAAAAGAAAGAGAGCAGUGAAAAUAAAAAGGAGCAAAAGUCGACCCUGGCUGGUCCGGUACGGAACCAGACCUUUUCUACAACCCUAAAAAGCACCGUUAAAAAAAUUGCCAAGUGUUCAUCUGCGCGGAACCUGUCAACCGAAGAAGAAGAAGGGAAAACUGAUUUUUCUCUUUCCCCUACCUUUAGCUAUCGAGUGGCAAUCGCAAAUGGGCUCCAAAAGAACCUCUUGUUAGCAAACAAUAAUGAGAGUCUGCUUCAUGAGGUGUUGUCCAUCGAUAGCAACUACUCUGAGUCGUUGAGUGAAAUCAGGUUUACCUAUAGAAUUGAUGAGCAAAAAUCCCUAACGAUGCCCGUGAGAAGGAACAGGAAGAGCCUGAGCAGCCUCACCGCUUCCGAUGGAAGCUCAGAAGGAGAAAGGACCCUCCAUACCCUACGAUUGGGCGCCCUCCGCAAGUUAAGGAAGUGGAAGAAAAGUCAAGAAUGUGUCUCUUCUGAUUCCGAGGUGAGCAAUUGGAAGAAGACACUGGGUCUGAGGAGCAAAUCCUUGGACAGAACCGGACGGCAGCAGCGGACAUCCACUCUGGAGCCUGGUUUCAGCUCCACGGGCUGCAUUAGCCAGACCCAUGAUGUCAUGGAAAUGAUCUUCAAGGAACUGCAGGGAAUCAGUCAAAUCGAAACAGAACUCUCUGAGUUGCGGGGACAUGUCAAUGCCCUCAAGCAAUCCAUUGACGAGAUCUCGAGCAGCGUAGAGGUUGUACAAAGUGAAAUUGAGCAACUACGGUCUGGUUUUGUACAGUCCAGGAGGGAAACUCGGGAUAUACACGAUUAUAUCAAACAAAUUAGUCAUUCGGAUAGCAAAGUGAGUUUACGAUUUCUGAACGUGCCUGAGGACAAAUACGAGCAGACGGAAAUUGUAAUUUACCACAUCUUGAAGGACAAAAUGGGUUUUUCGGACGCACAAAAGACAAUUAAAAUUGAGUUUGCCCAUCGGUUGGGCCAACAAAGGGAAUGCCCAAAUGCCAAGCCCCGUCCCAUCAUAGUGAUAUUUGCAAGCUUACAGGAUCGAGAUUUAGUCUUAAAGAAAUGUUACAAAUUGAAAGGUACUGGAAUAACGGUCUCUACCGAUAGCCUGGCUCACGACACAAGAGAAAGGAAAGACAGGGGGAUGACUUCCUCUCAGACGUACGAAAGCAUGAACAUUAAGUUGUCGCUGCCGGAGAAAAUCGAGCAGGACGACUGGGACUCCUUGGACAGUGAUAAGGAUUUGGAUGCGGACUUUACUCAAAACAAAUAUGCAAUCAUCUCUAAAGCCCCAGUUAAAAGUAAGAAGGAAAAAAAGAAGUCGAGUGCCGAGUCUUGCGACAGUAAACCACGUCCCAGAACGGUGGACGGAAGCACUUUUUCAAAUGCAGCCUUGUACGCCGAUGACAACUUCCAGUCGCCGGGUUUUGAAGGCCUUGAGAAGCAAACGAAGCAUUAUUACAGUGACAUUACUCCCAUCUGGCUGUCACAAAGCGACUAUUCGACUCCCAAACUUAGCCGAUCCGAGUCCGAUUUUUCAAAGCUGUGUCAGUCGUACUCGGGAGAUUUUUCGGAGAGCCAGUACUUCACACGAGCCAAUGGCUGCUCAUUGAUGUCUUCCUCGGACAGGGAGCUGUGGCAGAGAAAGCAAGAAGACAUGGCCUCCUCCUGGUAUGCCAGUCCACCGAGCCAAAAUCUCAGUCAGGAGAACCAGCCAGAGAUUGAACCGAAUGAAGCCGAGAACACGGAGACAGUUGACAGUGGGGUCAGCAACGGUCUGGUGUGCAUAUCAGGAGAUAGGAGCCAUUACAGCGAUUCUCAGCUCUCUUUACAAGGUGACCUGUCACCAUGGAAAGACUGGCAUCACUUGGAGCAAGGAGCGGAUUCUGGCCUAGAUGCUUCAACCCAACAAAACCUGGCCUCUGAAGUGAACAGUCCAUUUGAUCAAUGCCUAGCAGGUUUUCCAGAGAAUAUAAUAAAGUGCCAAGAAAUUGACCUUCAGUUUGAGGGAGAAAACUACAUGACCCUUGGUAGCAAUUCUUCAGCUGGUGCGGACUUUGAUAAUGGGCCAUCAGGCCAGCUAGAUACCCAGAGUGACCCUUACUCGGACUCCAAUGUAAGCAGUUUUUAUCAAACCCAAAACAGAUCCUCAAUCAUUUAUCGGAGUCAGAGUGAGAUACACAGUGACAAUUCCGAGGCAGCUCCCCCCAAAUCGUGGCACAGCAGACUAAGCAUCGACCUCACAGAUAAAACGUUCAGUUUCCCAAAGUUUGGAUCCACCCUUCAGCGUGCCAAGUCUGCCCUGGAAGUGGUCUGGAACAAAAGCACACAGAGCCUCGGUGCCAACGAGGAGGGUAACUCUACCGGCAACUCCACGUUCAUGGGGCGGUUUAGGACUUUGUCACAAUCCACAGCUAACGACUCCAGCACAACCAUCAAUUCGGAUGUUUACAUUGAGCCGUACUAUUAUAGGGCAGAUGAAGAAGAAUACGGGGAGCAAGCGGUAGACAACGAAACCAACUACAUGGAAGUUAUGGAGAAGGUACUUGCAAAACUGGAGAACAGAACCAACGCUAAUGAAACCGAGGAGCAGUAUCUAAACUAUGAGGCCUCCAAUGACGUCAGUUUAGUGUUAGAGUACGACUGCAGCCUUGACGAGCAGUACGACGAACAAUAUGAUAUCCAGUAUGACAACAGCGAGAUUCUGGACGACACUCCUGAAUGCGAGUCCUCGGUUAUUUCUGAUGAGAAAGAAGAUGAAAAUCAAAACCUACCCAUCGAGCCCGAAGAGACCCAACCAGUAAAGAAAAUCCGGCCGACCUUUAAAGAAGUGGCGCUGAGGGCCUACAGAAAGCAAAUCGCCGAGCUGGAAGAGCGCAUCCUUGCUGGAGAUAGCAGUGCUUUGGAUAAACAGGCACGAUUAGCAAGCGGAAAUGCUUUGGACACAUCAAAACUUUACGGGCUGCAGGCCACCGGAGGGCCUGGCAGUAUACUUUAUGGUAUUGACAGCAUGCCAGAUUUACGCCGAAAAAAGACAAUGCCCAUCGUUCGAGACUUGACUCUGGCUGCUCGAAAGGCAGGCAUUUCAUUUGCCUUGGUCACCCGGACCACCUUGAACAAUGAGGAGCUGAAGGUGCACGUCUUCAAGAAAACAUUGCAGGCCUUAAUUUACCCCAUCUCCUCCACCACACCCCAUAACUUUGAAGUCUGGACGGCCACCACGCCCACGUACUGCUAUGAAUGUGAGGGUCUGCUGUGGGGCAUCGCUCGGCAGGGGAUGCGCUGCACCGAAUGUGGUGUCAAGUGCCAUGAAAAGUGCCAGGACCUCCUGAACGCCGACUGCCUGCAGCGUGCCGCAGAGAAAAGUUCUAAGCAUGGAGCGGAAGACAAAACACAGAACAUCAUCAUGGCAAUGAAGGAGCGCAUGAAGAUCAGAGAGAGGAACCGGCCUGAGGUGUUUGAGCUGAUUCAGGAAAUGUUCCAGAUACCAAAGGAGGACUUUUCACAGCAUAUGAAAACUGCCAAGCAGAGUGUGUUGGACGGCACGUCAAAGUGGUCUGCCAAAAUAACUAUUACAGUGCUAUGCGCCCAGGGCUUACAAGCCAAGGACAAGACGGGCUCCAGUGAUCCUUAUGUGACGGUCCAAGUCGGCAAAACCAAAAAAAGAACUAAGACUAUCUUUGGAAACCUCAAUCCAGUUUGGGAUGAAAAAUUCCACUUUGAAUGCCACAACUCGUCUGACCGAAUAAAGGUGAGAGUCUGGGAUGAGGAUGACGACAUCAAAUCUCGUGUUAAGCAGCAUUUCAAAAAGGAGUCGGACGAUUUCCUUGGGCAGACCAUCAUAGAAGUGAGAACGCUGAGUGGGGAGAUGGACGUCUGGUACAAUUUAGAAAAACGGACUGAUAAAUCUGCAGUGUCUGGUGCAAUCCGGUUAAAAAUUAGCGUUGAAAUGAAGGGAGAAGAAAAGGUUGCCCCCUACCACGGGCAAUACACAUGUUUACAUGAGAACUUGUUCCAUCAUUUGACUGAAGUUAAAAAUGGCGGAGCUGUAAAAAUACCAGAAGUUAAAGGAGAUGAAGCAUGGAAGGUGUACUUUGAGGACACAGCCCAAGAAAUUGUGGAUGAAUUUGCAAUGCGCUACGGAAUUGAAUCCAUCUAUCAAGCCAUGACGCAUUUCUCCUGCCUUUCGUCUAAGUAUAUGUGUCCUGGAGUCCCCGCUGUGAUGAGUACCCUGCUGGCGAACAUCAAUGCCUUUUAUGCUCACACCACGGCCACAACGAAUGUUUCUGCUUCUGAUCGCUUCGCUGCCUCUAACUUUGGCAGGGAGAAAUUUGUGAAACUCUUGGAUCAGUUGCACAACUCGCUGAGGAUCGACUUAUCGAAAUACCGGGACAAUUUCCCGGCCAGCAAUCCAGAAAGACUUCAGGAUUUGAAAUCAACUGUGGAUCUUCUCACUAGCAUCACCUUUUUUAGAAUGAAGGUGUUGGAACUCCAGAGCCCUCCUCGGGCAAGCAUGGUGGUGAAGGACUGUGUACGAGCGUGUCUGGAUUCAACUUAUAAAUACAUCUUUGAUAACUGUUAUGAUCUUUACAACCAGCUUCUUGAUCAAGCAAAGAAACAAGACGUUCCACGAGAGGAACAGGGGCCGAGCAUCAAAAAUCUGGAUUUCUGGCCGAAUCUCAUUACCCUCAUGGUCUCCGUCAUCGAUGAGGACAGAACGGCGUACACACCUGUCCUGAACCAGUUUCCUCAAGAGCUUAACAUGGGAAAAGUUAGUGCUGACAUUAUGUGGAGUCUAUUUUCCCAAGAUAUGAAGUAUUCCCUGGAAGAGCAUGAAAAGCAUCGCCUAUGCAAAAGUACAGAUUAUAUGAAUUUGCACUUCAAAGUGAAAUGGUUCUAUAAUGAAUAUGUUCGGGAUUUACCUGCCGUCAAAGAGGCCGUUCCAGAAUAUUCGCUGUGGUUUGAACCCUUUGUCAUUCAAUGGCUGGAUGAGAAUGAAGAUGUUUCGAUGGAAUUCCUGCAUGGAGCCCUGGAGAGAGACAAAAAGGAUGGGUUCCAGCAAACGUCAGAGCAUGCCCUCUUCUCUUGCUCUGUUGUGGAUGUCUUCACGCAGCUUAACCAAAGUUUUGAGAUUAUCAAGAAGCUGGAAUGUCCCAAUCCUGAGGCGUUAGCACAUUUUAUGAGACGUUUUGCCAAGACCAUUAACAAAGUGCUACUCCAGUAUGCUGCAAUCGUAUCCAAAGACUUCAGCGCCUACUGCUCCAAGGAGAAAGUGCCAUGUAUCCUGAUGAACAAUAUUCAACAGCUGAGGGUGCAACUAGAGAAGAUGUUUGAGUCUAUGGGUGGAAAACAGCUGGAUGCAGAGGCCAGUGACUGCCUGAAGGAACUGCAGAUUAAGCUAAACGCCGUCCUCGAUGAGUUAAGCAACGUUUUUGGUGUAAGUUUCCAGCCUGUCAUUGAAGAUUGUGUGAAGCAGAUGAACCAGGAGCUGAGUCAGAUGAAAGGCAACGGCGCAGCAAACAAAAGUCAUGCAGCCAUGGAUGCAGAAACAGUCCUGAGGCCUCUCAUGGACCUGCUGGAUAAAAAUCUCAUGCUGUUUGCCAAAAUCUGUGAGAAGACUGUCCUGAAGAGAGUUCUGAAGGAACUGUGGAAGAUCGUCCUGAACACAAUCGAAAAGCAAAUCGUCUUGCCUGCUUUUACGGACCAAACGCAGGGACCUCAGAUGAUUUUUAUUGCUGCAAAGGAUUUAGGACAAUUAUCCAAGUUGAAGGAGCAUGUCAUCAAAGAAGAAGCAAGAAGUUUAACACCAAGACAGUGUGCUGUCAUGGAAGUUGUGCUGCCAACAAUUAAGCAAUACUUUCAUGCGGGCGGAAAUGGACUCAAGAAGACUUUCCUGGAGAAAAGCCCCGAUCUGCAGUCUUUGAGAUACGCUCUUAGCCUCUACACACAAACUACUGAUGCCUUGAUCAAGAAAUAUAUAUGCACACAGAAAACCCAAGGUCAGUCUGCCAGUGCAUCAUUGGGUGAAAUAUCCAUUCAUGUGGAUCUUCUAACUCACCCUGGUACAGGGGAGCACAAAGUCACAGUUAAAAUUGUAGCAGUGAAUAACAUAAACUGGCAAACAAACACAAUGUUCCGUCCGUUUGUGGAAGUCACCGUCAUGGGCCCGAACCUCAGCGACAGAAAACGCAAGUUCAGUACAAAAACGAAAAGCAACACUUGGUGCCCCAAGUAUAAUGAAACAUUCCUCUUCGUUCUCAGUAAUGAAGAUGGACCCGAGGCCUACGAACUUCACCUGUCUGUAAAGGACUAUUGCUUUGCCAGAGAGGACCGUAUCAUUGGUAUGACUGUUAUCCAGUUAAAGGACUUAGUAGAAAAGGGCAGCUGUGCAUCCUGGUAUCCUCUGGUUAAAAGCAUCUCGAUGGAUGAAACUGGACUCACGAUCCUGAGAAUACUUUCCCAGAGGACCAACGAUGACGUGGCCAAAGAGUUUGUCCGCCUCAAGUCGGAUUCACGUUCUCCCGAGGAGUCGGUUGAAAAUAGCAGCAGGAGCAAGUGAAAAGUGAGGUGAAGUUCUCCGGUCUGUUUAGUGCAUGUGUGUAAACAUCUGUUGGAAUGUUCAAUUUGAAAUAAGUGCAAGUGUUUACCUAUAAUUAGUACCUGCUGUAUUCUCCGAGUCAUGUUACGAAAACUUAAGAAAAAAAAAACACUUUUUUUGUACAAAUUAUAGUCUUCUUGGACAGAUAACUGUUCAGAUAAAGUGCCAAACCAGAACAAAAAAACAAAAAAAAUGGAAUCCUUGGUAUCUUUUAGAAAUCUGCUUGACUAUUUUCGUACAAAGUGUUUUAUUCAUUUGAGUACUGCUGAUGGUUGAAAAGAUCGUUUCCAUUUGCACAGCUGUGUGUCAAAGAGUCGGACACCGCGUCCCGUUCUGUGCAUGCCCUCCUCCCAGUUCACCAUUACCAUCGGCGUGGGUCAGACCCCCCCCUUCCCCUUUUUGUACUUGGUGCUCGCCUAACGAGACGUUUUCUAAUAUGGCGACGACUGCUACAAUUCAGUAUGUGAUGGGUGUUUGUAAUCUUUUGUACUCCUCUUUUUUUUUUUUUUGGAUUCUUCCUCUCGGUUUUCUGCGCAUCUGAAAAUAAUCGGUGAGAAUGGCAUACUGUCAGACGGUCUCUUGUGUGUCCUUUGGCUUCUGGCCUUCUUGAAUUAUCACUGUGAAGAUCCAUUCUGAAGUCAAGCUUUCACAACACAGCUAACAGAUCUCGUCAUUUCAUCCGAAAAUAACUGCCAAAGUCAACGACAAUGUUCGUAAUGGGGGAUAGAAAAUAUCAACCCGUUAUCUGUGUGAGGAAGCGUAUUCAUGUCUGUUCCGUGUUUUUCUGUUUUCGUUUUCUUUUUCGUUUUUCUUACAGCUACAUUACUGGUCGUGGAUGAUUUGGGUUACAAAAAUCUUCUAUUUUUUUUGACCGGUGUGAAGCUAUUCGACUGUUUUAAAAGUUGUCAAAUGUUGCUUUACUUAUUUGCUACUUUUCUUUAAGCUGUUUUACAUAUUUUAUUUAAAUAAAGAGAAGAAGAAGAAUAUAAAUAAAAAGAAGCUAAACAUUUGCUAAUUAUGCAACAUUUCUAUGUAUUGCACUGAUGGCGAAUUGUAUGUCAUGUAAAUAUACUGUACUUAGUGACAAAUUAUAAAUGUUGCCUGACUGCC